Molecule: messenger RNA, 706 nt
Organism: Homalodisca vitripennis (glassy-winged sharpshooter)
Lineage: Eukaryota; Metazoa; Arthropoda; Insecta; Hemiptera; Cicadellidae
Gene: Sam-S
Product: S-adenosylmethionine synthase
Exons: 5
Coding region: 246-683 (145 amino acids)
Biological process (GO): S-adenosylmethionine biosynthetic process
Cellular component (GO): cytosol
Molecular function (GO): methionine adenosyltransferase activity; ATP binding
Source: RefSeq, a predicted model, not a curated record
CUUACUUGUGUUAGUAUAUAACACGUAGUAAGUAAUGAUCAAUUUUAAAAUAACAGUUCAACACUUUAGACAAAGGCUGAUUUUCGGUUGGAAUAUUGUGAGAAAAUACAAUCGUAGUGCGCUUGGCCUAGUCACGUGACUUUACCGAGGUUAUAAAUAAAGGUGCUUUACCAUCUCUCCGCCUCUUUUCCUCAGUUGCAUCCGACGAGAGUCGUUCAUUCUGUUCCGAUCUAAAGUUCAGUGCAAUGCCGGAAUCGUCGCAUCAGUACAUCAACGGUUACCAAAACGGACACAUGGAGUCAGAAAUUCCAGAUGAAGAUACUUUCCUAUUUACGUCGGAAUCAGUUGGAGAAGGACAUCCAGGUAAAAUAUGUGAUCAGAUAAGUGAUGCAAUUUUAGAUGCACACUUACAACAAGAUCCUGAUGCUAAAGUCGCAUGUGAAACUGUAACCAAGACUGGGAUGGUACUGGUCUGUGGAGAGAUAACUUCCAAGGCAGUGGUAGACUACCAGAAAGUAAUUAGAGAUACAAUAAAACAUAUUGGCUAUGAUGAUUCUUCUAAAGGGUUUGACUUCAACACUUGCAAUAUCCUUGUCGCAAUGGAUAAUCAGUCACCCAACAUCGCCAGUGGAAUACACAGGGACCGGGAUGAAGAGAUGUUAGGGGCCGGUGAUCAGGUAUAGACAGCAUGUCGGGCUCAUUGUCA